GUGAUCGACUGCAGCGCACAACUUUUGGUGGCUGAUGGGCAAAGCUAUUUUUUUCCGUGACUGUUUCGGGUGUAAAAGUAGUUUCAAGCAACAAUUGGUUGAAAAUCGUGCGCAACACUAAACCAAAAUAAUGUCUUCCCGAGGGAAGAUAAAAGUUUUACUGUUAAUCGCAGUUUUAUUCGGCGCCUGCUAUCGCGUGCACUGUAGACCGCAGGAAAGUGCGUCAGAGCGAAACCGGCAGGAAGAGCUGACCAAAGAAACCAAAAUUGGAGACUCGAAGGUGUACGGUUUGAUCCACAACGAAUCGGAGGGAAAAGAUGCCAAACAGGAGAAGGAAGAUCUCGAUUCGAAGAUUCUCUCGAUUUUUGAAAGUGUUCAGAAAAAAAUUAUUGACCUGUUGAACCCGGGAGCUGUGAUUGACAAAACAACCGAGGAUGACUGGAAGAUAAACCCCAUCGAAGACUACCAAGCACUUCGAUCGGGUAUUGUCAACGCGAUGGAUUCUAUCGCAAAGCAAAUUAAUGCAGUUCUAGACACCCCAAAAAAGCUUACAACCAAAAUCAACAAAUCAAUUACGAAAUCGCUUAACGCGAUUGGCAAUAAGUUAGUUGGACUGGAGUGAAGGACUAAAGGACACAACACGGCCCGGCAAGAGUAUAUCGAGUUUUAUUAGUUUUUCGUGUAAAUACAUUAUCAGCACUGCUUUACUACUGCUUUGGAAUGUUUCUUAGCUAGCUACCAGAACGAAAAUAUCGCUCUCUACUGUGUUAGGUAUAAAUAACUUAAUAGAAGUAGAAUCAUACAUUCACAGUGUGCUACAAAACUACUUUACUCAGCCCAGCAGAAUGCUAUCGCUUGUAUAUUGUGUGUGAAUAAAAAUAUUUCGUUCGCCUUAAUCGCUAAACUUCAGCUUGGUAUGAUACUGACCUAAAACUUUUGAUAGUUAAACGUAUUUGUUUUCCUUGGUCAUAAAUUACUCUAACUCAAACCCGAUACAGUUAGGGUACUCUCUUUAGGGUUAAAAUGAACAAUUGUUUUUGGCACAGCGUCUCCUUAAUCUAAGGAUUCCUUUCUCCUUCAUCUCGCCUGUAAUAAAUGCAGCUAGAUGUGUCCGCACUUUUUUUCUGGUGCAGAUUGAAUGUUGUUUCGAAACUUUAUCUGCAGGCACUUAAGUUGCACAUAGGAGCUUAAAGCUAGUACGAGUAUUUUUUCUCUCUAAUCCGUCGUUGUAUUGGUGCGUGUUUUCGGGUGUGUACGAAAGUGUUCCCUUCGUUUUUCGGCGUCUUUAAGGUUUUAGUUAAUAUCAAUCAUCCAAAUAGGUCCCGGUGCUGUUUCUAUUCAAAGUCGUAUCCACCGUCGGUGAGUACGACUUGUACGUUUUAGAUGAUCGUUUAUGUUUCACCGUGCAAAACAGUAACAU
This is a messenger RNA of Wyeomyia smithii (pitcher-plant mosquito), 1420 nucleotides long. RefSeq lists its product as uncharacterized. The coding region runs from base 131 to 622 and encodes 163 amino acids. NCBI's taxonomy places the organism in Eukaryota, Metazoa, Arthropoda, Insecta, Diptera, Culicidae. The transcript is spliced from 4 exons. The record is from RefSeq and is a predicted model, not a curated record.